Penicillium chermesinum is the source of this 1452-nucleotide messenger RNA. RefSeq names its product acyltransferase family protein. Gene Ontology annotation, biological process: polysaccharide biosynthetic process. The transcript has 3 exons. The coding region runs from base 1 to 1452 and encodes 483 amino acids. Gene Ontology annotation, cellular component: membrane. NCBI's taxonomy places the organism in Eukaryota, Fungi, Ascomycota, Eurotiomycetes, Eurotiales, Aspergillaceae. Gene Ontology annotation, molecular function: acyltransferase activity, transferring groups other than amino-acyl groups. The record is from RefSeq and is a predicted model, not a curated record.
AUGGACUACAUUCAGCCCGGCCACCUCUACAGCCGAAUUUUGGACAACAUCCCUUGGAAAUCCGGUGAUCCCAACCAAAAGGGAGAUCCCCGGAAAAGUGUGAAAUGGAUUGAUGGAUUGAGAGGAAUUGCCUCGUUCCUGGUGGUCCUUACUCACCUUGCCCGAGCUUGGGACUUUCUACUGUUCUCUCCGCGCGAUGGGCCAGAUGUGCCGCCACGUUUUCUUCAGCUGCCCAUUUUUCGCAUUCCCUGGCAGGGUCGCAUCGGAGUGACCAUCUUCGCCUUUUUGACCGGUUACGUUUGUGCGCUGAAGCCUCUCAAGCAGCGCCGCAAUGGAGACGUCCUGGGUGCUUUUACCUCGGUGGGUAAGAGUGCGUGGCGCCGCCCUCCUCGUCUUAUUUUCCCCGCCACGAUCGCCCUGGUCAUUUCGUGGACGAUGGCCCAGUGCAAGGCUUUCGUGGUGGCGAACCGAUCCGACUGCUGGUGGUGCCGCUAUGCUUCCCCGGACCUCGCACCCACUUUCUGGGAGGAGCUGCUCCGCCUGCCGGAGAACUUCCUAAGUGUCUGGACGAACGGAUAUAUGGCAUACGACGAUCACCAGUGGGCUUUGCUUCCUCUGUUGAAGGCCGCCAUGCUGGUUUACGUGAUCCUCGCGGCUCUGAUGUUCGUCAAGUUCAAGUGGCGUCUGGUGGUCUACUUGGCCAUGUACCUUUACUUCCACCAAGACCCUAGCAAGGACACCGAAACUUUCCAAAUGCAGGCGAUCUACGGUAUGUUCUUGAGUGAUCUCUCCUACGAGGCUGGCUUCAAGGAGUUCAUUCAGAACCACAAAUGGGGCCGACGGAUCGUCGCCUUCAUCCUCCUCUGCGUUGGUCUUUUCGUCUGCGGAUACCCGGGCAAGCAUCCCGAGUGGUCCACCUGGUCCAACUACAUGCUCAAAGCCGCUCACUAUAUCUUCCCCCCGGAAGUCAACAUCGGCAAGCGUUACUCCGCUCUCGGUGUUGAUAUGAUCAUCUUCGCGAUUUACAUCUCGCCUUCUACCAAAGAAUUCCUUGCCAACCGCCUCCUCCUCUGGCUCGGCAAGCAGAGUUUCGCCGUGUACCUCGUGCACGGAACUCUUCUGCGUACCGUCCUGUGCUGGAUGCUGUACGGUAUCUCUGGUCAGCCUUACCAGGACGCCCCGACGGAUGGCAACGGAAACCCCCUCUUGGAUGACAAGGGGGAGCCCAUUCCUCCUCAUUACAUUCCUCUCCGAGCCCCGUGGGUUGUCGCUAUCUCAAUCCCGGCAUGGAUCGCCUUGGUUUACGUCUGUGCUACCCUUUGGACUAACUACGUCGACCCCUUCUGUGCGAAGAUGACCCACAAGCUGGAGAAGGUCAUGUUCGAGGAGGACGAGAAGUCCGUCGAGGCACUGCCUCUCACGUCGGUGCCAAUGCCAAUGACCUCGGCAUAG